CCUUUCCUUGGGUGGAGCGCAAGACAAAGUAGUUUGGGUCCCACGAGCUCCCGUAGCAGGCCGGAAGCGGAGCGGCCAUGGCGCUAAUUUCUGACUCCAUGUCGGAGCGGUCCGUGAAGGUGGCGCUGCUGCUGGCCUUCGCUUCGGGCAUCCUGGUGGGCUGGCAGGCGAACAGAGUGCGGCGGCGUUACCUCGACUGGCGGAAGCGGCGGCUGCAGGACCAGUUGGCCGUCACGCAGAAGAAGCUCGACCUCUCGUGAGCAGGAAUUUCUCUAGGAAUGAAGCAGUGAUAGGAACCCUUAGUAUGCCAACCAAAUCUGAUAUGGUUGUUGCGACAGUUUUAACUGGUGGAUUUUAACAUCAAGAUAAGUGAUUUUAAUGCUUUUGUAUGUGUAUGGUCUGGUAUGUUUCAGCAUUGAAUGUUUGCCAUUUAUAUGUUGUGCUUCGCCCUGUGUCCCCUUCAGGGUGAGAAAUAAAUAAAUAAAUAAUUUUCUAGGCCAACUUCCAACAAAAGCAACAAUAGAAGUCCUAUUAUUUAUUUAUGACAUUUAUAUCCCACCUUUCUCACCCUGAAGGGGACUCAGAGCAGCUUAUAUGAACAUACAAUAUGUUAUAUUAUUAGCAUAUUACUAUAUUGUACUAUACCACUAUACUGUAAUGUUAUUAGUAAUAUUACAUGUAAUAUAAAAUGUAUAAUUACUAUAUUUUUAUUAUUAUUAUAUUGUAUUACAUUAUAAUAUUAUUAAUAUUAUAUAUGUAUACAAUAUAUUAUAUUAUUAGCACAGCACUUAUACUAUACAAUAUAUGGUUUCUCAAGUCGCUCCUGAUACAGAAAAGAAUACCACUAUACUGUUAUAUUAUUAGUAAUAUUACAUGUAAUAUAAAAUAUAUAAUUAUUAUAUUGUAUAAUUAGUAGUAUUAUAUUGUAUUACGUUAUAAUAUUAUUAUUACUAUAUUACUAUAUUGCUGGGGGGAGGGGCUCCCAACCGAUGACCCAGGAGAGAUGGUGGAACUCUGUCUUCCUGGCUCCCCUUCGUCACUCUUCAAAUUAGGGAGUUUCUACAUUGUAGAAUUAAUGCAGUCUGGCUCAGUGCUAUGGAAUGCUGGGAAUUGUAUUUUGCUGAGGAACCAGAACACUCGUAACAGAAAUUUGAGGAAAAUCUCGAAUAAGUGUGUACAAUUGAUUUUCAUUUUGUUUCUUUUUUCCUC
This is a messenger RNA of Anolis sagrei ordinatus, 1209 nucleotides long. RefSeq names its product mitoregulin (gene MTLN). The record is from RefSeq and is a predicted model, not a curated record. Lineage: Eukaryota; Metazoa; Chordata; Lepidosauria; Squamata; Anolidae. Gene Ontology annotation, biological process: positive regulation of mitochondrial membrane potential. Gene Ontology annotation, cellular component: mitochondrial inner membrane.